AUGAGCUCCGCAACAAUGUCGACUGCUGAUACCAGCUCCCCCACCAACAGCACCCGCACCAUGUCCACCGUAACCUCCGCCGCACCGUCCGCCGCGCCGUCCGGGCCGCCCGUGUCCAUGAGCUCGUCGAGCGUCACGGGCACCAAGGCCCUGGCGAAGCGCGCCAUCCGCGUCGCGCAGGCCGUCGCGGACGCGCGGCUCGACAGCGCGUACGAGAACGAGUCGGAAGGGUUCGACUACCACGACUCGGUGGAGGCCAGCAAGGGCAUCACGCAGACGGACGGCGGGCAAAGCGGCGCGCAAGGCGGCGGGAAACCCGGCGGCGCGCCGGUCGCGUCGUACCUGCAGCGCAUGCAGCGCGGAGGGUUGAUCCAGGCGUUCGGAUGCCUGGUGGUGGUGGAAGAAGCGACGUUUAACGUGCUUGCUUUUAGCGAGAACGCCAAGGACCUGCUGGGGCUGAUCCCGAAGCCCAAGACGGAGGAAGAGCUGGAGGCGGAGAAGAAGGCCGCGGAGGAGGAGGAGCGGAAGAAGGCGGAAGAGGCGGCGAAGGCGGAAGCGGCGACGGCGUCCCCGAGCAAGGCGUCUCCCGCAAAGUCGGGCAUUGGCCGCGCCUUCUCGUCUCUCAAGGACAAGAUCUCCUCCGCGAUUCGCGGGCACAACGCGGCAGGCUCCAAGCACUCCAAGGAGCGCGGACGCAGCGCCGGGCCUUCCGCGAGCUCGGACGGGCGCGUGGGCUCCCCCGCGCGCUCGCAGUCCCCCUCGCGCAAGUGGCGCAGCGGGUUCCGCGCAAGCCGCCGCGCGGAGGACUUUGAGGGCGCGCACUCCAACCUGAGCAAGGCGGGGGACGCGGACUCCGCUCCGCCUGCUCCGCCUCCGCUUCCGCCGCUCCCCGUGCUCGAUUUCGGGGUGGACGCGCGUGCGCUGUUUACUCCUGACAGCGUGACAGCCCUGGAAAAAGCCACCGGCGCCGCAGACCUGAGCAUGAUCAACCCAGUUCUUGUCGAAGCAGCCGUCUCGAACCGGGGCGACCACCGGCCGUUCUACGCCAUCCUGCACCGCAUCGACGUGGGCAUCGUCAUCGACCUCGAGCCCAUCCGCGACGCCGAAAACAUCUUCACCGGCGCGGGCGCGCUGCAGGCGCACAAGCUCGCCGCCAAGGCCAUCGCUAGGCUCCAACGCAUGCCGCCCGGCGACAUGACCAAUCUGUGCCAGGCUGUGGUGGAGGAGGUGAAGGAGCUGACGGGGUACGACCGAGUCAUGACUUACAAAUUCCACGAGGAUGAGCAUGGAGAGGUGCUGGCAGAAGCUAAAAAACCAUCCAUGGAGGCUUACCUCGGUCUCCACUACCCUGCGACCGACAUUCCCCAGGCCAUCCGGUUUCUCUUCAUGAAGAACCGCGUGCGGUGCAUCUGCGACGCGUAUUCCAACGAGGUCAAGGUGGUGAGGGAUGAGGGGCGGCUCAAGCAGCCGGUGACGCUGGCGGGGUCGCAGCUGCGGGCGGCGCAGCGCUGCCACAUCCAGUACAUGCGCAACAUGGGCACCACAGCUUCCAUGACCAUGGCGGUGAUUAUUAACGAUGAGGACGCCGCACAGCAGGCGCAGCAGCAAGGAGGAGCGGGUGGUGCUCCCGCGCAGCCCAACCGCGGGAAGAAGCUGUGGGGGCUGGUGGUGUGUCAUCACGAGACGGCCCGGUACCUCCCGUUCCCGCUGCGCCUGGCCUGCGAGUUUCUCAUGCAGGUGUUUUCGCUCCAGGUGAAUAUGGAGCUUGAGAUGGCCCGGCAGCACCGCGAGAAGGAGAUGCUCCGGACGCAGACUCUCCUCUGUGAUCUUCUCAUGCGCGGGGACGCUCCCCUCGGGAUUGUCUCGCAGAACCCUAAUAUCCGGGACUUAGUUAAGUGCGACGGCGCUGCGCUGUACUACGCCGGGCGGUUCUGGCUGCUGGGGACCACUCCCACUGAGAUGCAGAUCCUGGAUAUUAUUGACUGGCUGGAUUCCGCGCACGCCGAUUCGUCCGGUCUGAGCACUGACAGCCUGGCAGAAGCGGGGUAUCCGCGAGCCGAGGAGCUCGGGGAGGGGGUGUGCGGGAUGGCGUGUGCGCGGCUGUACGCGAGAGACGUGCUGCUGUGGUUCCGGUCGCACGUGCGGAAGGAGGUGCGGUGGGGCGGGGAGAAGCACGACAAUAGAGACAAGGACGAUGAGCGGCCGGAGCGGAUGGAUAUGGGGCCAAGGGCGAGCUUUGCGGCGUUUCUGGAGGUGGUGCGGCAGCGGUCGAUGCCGUGGGAGGACGUGGAGAUGGACGCCGUGCACUCGCUGCAGCUCAUUCUGAGAGGCCACCUCACGAGCUUCAGUGAUAAUGACAUGCGCGAUAUGAUGCUCAACCGCAUGCGCGACCAGGAAAUGGAUCGCCUGAGCGCCACAGAGAGUGAGAUGGUGCGAGUGCUCGAGACAGCAACAGCGCCCAUCCUGGCCGUUGACAGGGACGGGUGUGUCACCGGGUGGAACGCCAGGCUGGCGGCGCUGACAGGGCUGGCCACAGGGGACGCCCUGGGAAAACACCUGAUCACGGACCUGGUGGUGGAGGGCAACGUGGACGCUGUUGGGAGGGCGCUCUUCCUCGCUCUGCAAGGUCAGGAGAGCAAGGAGCUGGAGAUCCAUCUGCGCACGUGGGGCGUGGUGCAAUCCAACAAGGAUUCGGUCAUCCUCGUCGUCAACGCCUUUGCCAGCCGCGGGACAGCCAUGGGGGGGGACGACAUGGAGGACGUGGUGGGGGUGUGCUUCGUGGGGCAGGACGUGACGGCGCAGAAGGCGGUGCAGGGCAAGUUCACGCGCCUGCAGGGCGAUUAUGAGGCCAUUGUGCACGGGAACAACUCCCUUAUCCCCCCCAUCUUCUCCACUGACGAUUUUGGCAACUGCACGGACUGGAAUCCCGCUAUGGAGAGGAUCACCGGGGUGCCACGUCAGCAGGCGAUCGACCGGCUGCUGCUGGGUGGCAUUUUCGGCCCCAUCUGCCGCAUGAAGGCGGACACGAUGACGAAGCUGAUGAUUGUGAUCAACAAGGCAAUGUCGGGGCAGAUGACUGACCGCUACCCAUUGGAGUUCCUGGAUGCACAUGGCCAACUGGUGGAGGCUUUAUUGACCGUGCAGACGCGCCGGGAUUCCGACGGGCACGUGACGGGGGUGUUCUGCUUCCUGCACACCGUCUCCGCCGAGCUGCAAGCAGCUCUCAACCUGCAGCGCGCCACGCAGGACUUCGCCAAGGAGAAGGCCAAAGCCGUCGCGUACACCAGAGACGCCAUCCGCGGGCCUUUGGACGGGAUUGAGCAUGCGCUGGAGGGGCUGAGGAAGGAGGAGCAGGAGGGGCGGCUGGUAGGGGAGGAGGAGAGGAAUGCGGUGGGCGUGGCGGAGCGGUGCAAGGAGCAGGUGGACCGGAUUCUGGGGGAUGAUGAUAUUGAUACCAUCGAGGAGGGCUACGUGAACAUCAUCCCAGCCGUCUUCACCAUCGCAUCCGUCGUCGACGCGGUGGUCGCGCAGGGCAAGCAAGCCGCCUCCCGCCGCGGGGUCUCUCUCGUCUUCGACCCGCCGCAGCAGCUGCGCUCCUUCCCGGGCCUCGCCGGUGACCCAGCCCGCCUGCAGCAGGCCCUGGCGGAGUACCUCACCAGUGCGGUUGCCUUUACGCCUGCGGGCGGGUGGGUGAAGGUUCGGCUUGUGGCGAGCACGCGCAGUCUCUUUGGCGACCAGGGCUCUCUCAAAUGCGAAUUUCGGAUCUGGGCGAGAGAGUGGGAGCUGGAAGGGGAAUGUGGGUUGGGUUUGGCAGGGGAUGGCCUCGCCGGUGACCCAGCCCGCCUGCAGCAUGCCCUGGCGGAGUACCUGACCAGUGCCGUGGCGUUCACGCCGGCAGGCGGGUGGGUGAAGGUGCGCCAGGAGCCUGUUCGGCGACCAGGGCUCCCUCAAAUGCGAGUUCCGAGUGCAACACUCGGACACGCUCCCCCUGUACGACGAGGCACACCCCACCACGCUCUAGUUUUGAGGCGCCUCAACACACGCUCUGUCUUCGGAUUCCUCCCUCACUUUAUUCACUCGCCUCUCUUUGCUCUCUCCCACAUCUCCCUCCACCAGAGUGCAACACUCGGGCGCGCUCCCCCAGGAGCUGGUGCAGCAGCUAGUGCAACACUCGGGUGCCCUUCCCCAGGAGCUGGUGCAGCAGCUGAGCUGGUGCAGCAGCUGUAUGACGAGGCGGACCCCCAACUCCCUGUUGGUCCUAAACCCCCUUCAUGUGUUGUGUCUUCUCCCCCCAUCCCUCUGCUUUCAGAAGUGCAACACUCGGGCGCCCUUCCCCAGGAGCUGGUGCAGCAGCUGUAUGACGAGGCGGACCCCUCCCCACCUUUCUGUUGGUGUCAACCCCCUUCAUGUGUUGUGUCUUCUCCCCCCACCCCUCAGCUUACAGAAGUGCAACACUCGGGCGCCCUGCCCCAGGAGCUGGUGCAGCAGCUGUAUGACGAGGCGGACCCCCAACUCCCUGUUGGUCCUAAACCCCCUUCAUGUGUUGUGUCUUCUCCCCCCAUCCCUCUGCUUUCAGAAGUGCAACACUCGGGCGCCCUUCCCCAGGAGCUGGUGCAGCAGCUGUAUGACGAGGCGGACCCCUCCCCACCUUUCUGUUGGUGUCAACCCCCUUCAUGUGUUGUGUCUUCUCCCCCCACCCCUCUGCUUACAGAAGUGCAACACUCGGGCGCCCUUCCCCAGGAGCUGGUGCAGCAGCUGUAUGACGAGGCGGACCCCUCCCCACCUUUCUGUUGGUGUCAACCCCCUUCAUGUGUUGUGUCUUCUCCCCCCACCCCUCUGCUUACAGAAGUGCAACACUCGGGCGCCCUUCCCCAGGAGCUGGUGCAGCAGCUGUAUGACGAGGCGGACCCCUCCCCACCUUUCUGUUGGUGUCAACCCCCUUCAUGUGUUGUGUCUUCUCCCCCCACCCCUCUGCUUACAGAAGUGCAACACUCGGGCGCCCUUCCCCAGGAGCUGGUGCAGCAGCUGUAUGACGAGGCGGACCCCUCCCCACCUUUCUGUUGGUGUCAACCCCCUUCAUGUGUUGUGUCUUCUCCCCCCACCCCUCUGCUUACAGAAGUGCAACACUCGGGCGCCCUUCCCCAGGAGCUGGUGCAGCAGCUGUAUGACGAGGCAGACCCCUCCCCACCUUUCUUGCAACACUCGGGCGCCCUUCCCCAGGAGCUGGUGCAGCAGCUGUAUGACGAGGCGGACCCCUCCCCACCUUUCUGUUGGUGUCAACCCCCUUCAUGUGUUGUGUCUUCUCCCCCCACCCCUCUGCUUUCAGAAGUGCAACACUCGGGCGCCCUUCCCCAGGAGCUAGUGCAGCAGCUGUACGACGAGGCGGACCCCACCACGCGCACGCAGGAGGGGCUGGGCCUCUCGGUGUGCCGCAAGAUCCUGCUGGCCAUGGCAGGCGACGUGCAGUACGACCGAAACUACAACGCCUGCGAGUUUGUCGUGCGGAUCGGGUUCCCCUUUGCUUAG
Molecule: messenger RNA, 5526 nt
Organism: Closterium sp. Naga37s-1
Lineage: Eukaryota; Viridiplantae; Streptophyta; Zygnematophyceae; Desmidiales; Closteriaceae
Source: the annotation of a GenBank genome assembly